Phlebotomus papatasi is the source of this 1535-nucleotide messenger RNA. RefSeq names its product transmembrane protein 134. Lineage: Eukaryota; Metazoa; Arthropoda; Insecta; Diptera; Psychodidae. The record is from RefSeq and is a predicted model, not a curated record. The transcript is spliced from 2 exons. The coding region runs from base 253 to 807 and encodes 184 amino acids.
UCCCGAAAGGUGACACUGGCCAAAUAAAAAACAAAAGAAAGAACGAAGAACGCGACUGUGGACAAAAUAGUUGUGAAAAUUGCAUUAUUUCCAACAGAAAGAGUGCUAUAGCAGGCCAAAAAGUAGCUGCACCUAGUGCCAGGGAUGUACGUGUAGGCCGUGGACACUGUGAUAAGUGGGAAAAUUGUGUGGGUGAAGCCCAAAAAGUGCAUUUUUCUGUGACCAUCUUCUCGGACAGGUGAAUCGCGCGCAAUGGCCGGAGGCAGUUCAAUGAAUGCAUCUCACAGUUUUGGCACCCGCAACGGCGGUCCCAAGGAUAAAAGAUUCUCCAUUCACGAUGCCUUCGAGGAGGAAACAGACGAGGCCAUCAGAGUUUAUGGGUCUACAGUGAUAAGUACCCCAAUGAGGUCAAAAACACGCUCCACAGACGACGUUGCCAUCCGAGUGCAUGAUCAAAGGAACUUCAAGUAUCCCGAUGAUACCACCUCCCGCGACAGUGAUUCCCUGAUACAGGACUAUGGGACCCUAUCUUCGGGGGAUACCUACACCUAUUGCUGGCGACAUCCCAAAGUCCGGGAAAACUGGAGAACAGUCCUUGCAGCUGUGACACUAUUAAUUGUGGGCACAGCCCUCGUUGUGAUUGGCACUUAUGCCGUGGCUAAACCCUCCAAUGGUUCUCAGGGUGCUGUCUUCUUCGUGGCCGGUUUUAUAUGCUUCAUUCCCGGAGCCUAUCACGUUGUCUACAUCUGGCUGGCAGCCCGGGGAUACCGUGGCUUUGACUUCUAUCACCUACCCCUCUUUACAUAAGUUUCAAAAUAUAAAAUAUAAAAAAAAAACAAAAAUCCGCCCUCUGUGACGCUUUUAAAAAGCCUUUUAAUACCCGGACGACCCCCUAUUCCCAGCUCAAUCCCCUAUGCCUCCCCCCGAUAAAAAUCCUGGCUGAGAACAAAGAAAAAUCCCAAGAGUGGGCGUGAGUCUGUGCCAUGAAUUUGUGCUCUAAAAAUGUGUUUUUUUAGGAAAAGAAAUUUGAAAAAAAAGAAAAUUCCGUAAUACAAUUUUUUCAAGCAGAUUUUCUCUCCUUUUUCCCAUUUCACUUAUUAACAUAGUUUCUUAAAAAAAAUAUUUUAUCACUAUUUUAUGGACGAUUUGGUGUAGCGAGUGGCGAGAAAAUGUGUAAAAGAGAAAUGGUAGAAAAUAAUUUAUUCAUCUGAGACUCGAAAGACUUGAAUUUCAAAUUAGUGCAGUUUUGAGACGGAAUCGAGAACACGCGAUGCAAGUUCGACUGAAAAUAUUUUAGAAAAACAAAACAAAAACAAAUAUAAAAUACAUUAAUCUAUCAAUUAUUUCUCCUACCCCUUUCUUUCAUUUUCCCUCAAAUAUUUCUUAAGAUUUAUUGUAAGUUCCCCCUAAGAUCUAUUUAAACAAAAAAAAAAAGAAUGUGGUAGUUGUGUGAGUAGAUUGUCCCUCUCUUAAUUUUAAAAAACUGUAUUUCAUAAGAAAAGUACUUUUUUAUGUAAAUAAACUUUGAAAAUUGA